AUGCUGACGCCGUCGCCCCUGGCGGACUCUGUGGUCCGCGCUGCCGCGUGGGAUGACGGCGGGGCGGAGUUCAUCUUUUCCGACGGCACCAUUAUGUCUUUUGUGGACAACAUGAACACGUUCGUAGCGGUGCGCAGCAAACCUAGUGCUCGCGAGGCACGGCGGGCGGCGACUCACGCGGCCCGCCAGCGACAGCAGGAGGAGAGGCGGCAGCGGCUGUCGAAGGCAACCGCAGCCGCCGCAGUUCAAUAUGUGGACUCGAUCAACGACCCCCAAGACGACGAUGACGAUAACCGCGAGCUGUGCUUUACAGCCUGGACGCUCAGCAGGGACGUGGGUAAGGUGCGGGCGGCUCUCCACAUCUUCAACAGCCUCAGCGAACAGCCGCGGCUGCUGACGCCGCUGCUGCCUUCAGAAGUCCCUGCACCUUUUCUCUCGCCUUCCUUGUUGACAGCUAGCGCUUCGUCGGUGACACCGGCAUAUUUGAUGGUGGGAUCCUGUGGCGUGUGGCAAGAGCCGGGCCCCCCGAUCGACACCCUGCUGCUGGAGCGGCGCGCUGACCUGUUCCGGCGGCACGUCGUGCUUGGAACCGUUCGCGAGUGGAGGCCUGUUUCCGCAGCCGUUUCGCAGCGGCAGCCGGGGGUUCCAAGCGCGGCGGGGUGCUCUCUACCGCGGUCAGCGUCAUGUCUCAUCGAUGGCACGGCCGCAGCUCCGACUACUCUGGAGCGUGCGACACAGUUAAGAGUGGCAGAGCGCUCACCUGCGCGGACAGAGUAUGGCGAGGAUUCGAGUGUUGCACCCCCCAAGGAGGUGCCUGUUGGCACGGUACUCGAGCUAUGGUGUGCUCUGCGCCGUGUCUGUAUGACGGUCGCGGUGCACCGCGAAACCUUCACGGUGCGGUGGCCAGCGCCGGUGACCCGCAGCGACGGAUCGAGACUACCGCCGUCAUUUCACGCGCGAGACACUGCGGCAUGGCAUCUGUUACCAGUUUCGCCUAGCUGGUCCGCCCGCAUCUCUACCGCAGGCUCCGCAUCGGCGCCGCUGCUGUUCACAUACAUGGAGCAGACGUUCCCAGUGCGCGACCCACCAGAUGCGUGGCGGACGAUGCUGCAGCUGGCGCUACAGCUGGACGCAGAGCUUCCUGGAGCAGAGAAGGAAGGCAACGCCCCCAGUGCGGCAUCAGCGUCACCGUCCCACACCACGGUCGGUGCACUGGGCACGGAUCACGACGGCAAUGCCGGCCGUUCGGCUUCCUGGCACGGCUGCUUGCCUGAACCGCACCGCUGGAGUGGUGCUCUGAACCAGCACUGUAACACCAACCCUUGCCGUUUUUCUCGACUGACUGCAUCGCAGGCCGCGCACCUCGCUGCGCCGCGGACGACACGCGCCGUGGACGCGAUGCGCGAGCUUCACCCACGCGGCACGCGACUUUGUUGGAUGUACGAGGCGAACCACUGCGGUGCAAGUCGGGAGAGCCCAUCUGCCGUGUACUGGUGUCUGCGGGGGUCCGCUGUAACCACACCCAUCACGGGCAACCUCAGCGGUACUGCUGUCACGACAGGCACUUCGAUGGCGGCGCCGCUUCGGGGUACCGAAGUGGUGGCGUGGGUAGCCGAAGAUGGCAGCGUUGUGCGAACCACGCUCGAGGGGCAGGGCUACACAGUUAGACAUCAUCGUCUUCACUUGUCUUCGUCUUGUGUAACGGCACCGGCGCCGGCUGUUUAUCGGCUCCAGGCACACGACACUGCGGCAGCGAUGGCGGCAGUAGACAAGCGCCUGCCAUCAACCAUCACGCCACUGCGCUGCCACGUUCACGUGUCGCCCCAGUCCCCGUCAACGCCGUUGCAUAACGGCGGUGAAGUGCUGCAGAGCUGCUGUGCCUUGUCGCCCAGCGCGAUGCGGCACCUUUGUGGCGAGCCCAACUCGCGGUCCUCACCACGUGGCAACGCACAAAAAAAGGCCGCUGCCGCCGCUGCAGCAUCAGCAGUCGCCGCAGCCUCUCCGGAGGCGUUUGCGGUCGCCGUCAUUGACCCUCAAAGCCUCUACUGCUUGCUAGCGUCCUCGACGGACGGCCUACAACGAGGCUGCACCGCAGCCACCAUCACUCCUGCGUGUGUGUGCUCUGCCGUGGCGGCGCUCAACACAACGUUGGUGUCAAGCGAACAACGUUUCCCUGGAUACAUGGACUCGCACUGCAACGCAGCAGCAGGAGCGCUCUCGUUUGCGUCGAUGGGCAGGGGUGUCACCUGUGGGAGAGUGGGGCCUUUGCAAGCCAACGACGCGGUGCGCCGCCUGCGCUUCGGCCGCUACAUCGCCUCUGUGGUAGACGUCGCCAUUCAGCUGUCGCAGGUGAACUGUGCCGCCCAGCGUGCGGCUGACGCCGAUAGGCUAUCGACAGACCCGCCACGACUCGCUGCGUACUGUGGCGCCGGACCGGCAGCGACUUCGCCGUCGUGCUUGUCACCUAGUGCGCACGGCUUGUCAUGCCGCAAAGGAGCCCGCUCAGCCGCGGCGACGACCACCUCCCGUAGCGCUUCCGCGGCCUCGGUUGUCUACUUGACAAGUCGGCUGGACGGCAUCGGCACCUUCACAGCACUCACCAACGGCACCAUUCGGGUCCACUUUGACGACCGCACCCUCCUUACACUUAUCCCCGGCGUGAACGAAGUGGACGAGGAGGAACUGCUGGCGACGUGUGUGCUGCGCAACGCCACACGGUGUACAAUGCGCGCGGCGCAGUGCCACCCUGGACACGCGAUGCACCGCUACUUGGCCUACGCGCUCCCGUUUCGUCGGUACGUGUACUGGCGAGCUGUCAACCCGCAUGAGCUGGCUGUCAUGGACGGUGGAUGUACUGGGGUCUCGUCCAGCGAACGACAUGCGACAGCGCUGCAGGCGCAACCGCAGCAGCGACAGAGGCAAAGCCCCAGCGCCGCGGUGAUGAAUAGAGUCCUGCACACCACUGCCCGCGACGACCCUUCUGCGUCACUGACCAGCGUCUCCGCAAUGGAGGCAGGCGCGUCUCUGAUGGAGCCCCCGCUUGUGGAUGAGUCUGUAUGUCUCCUGCCGAGCUUGCGGUCGUGCUCCUUGGCCACAUCCUUCAGUGUGCCGGGUGACGACGACGACGACCGCGUUGCAACCGUCUUGAGCAAAGCCGUUCGGGCUCCAGAUGUGAAGAGUGAGCCACCACGCUAUCCGCUGCCCAGUGACCCGACGUGUUCUCCGCGAGUCUGCCUCUCCACCUCCAAUGCCGUAACAUCUCAAGGCAACUUGAACGGCACUGGCCCAGCAUGGGGACUGGUAGACACACAGCGAACGGUGCAAACAUACUACGAUGCCGAAGUGGCCGAGGCUGCGGCGCAGCAGGUCCGACUGCAGGAGCUCCUUGAUCAGAACGAGGCCCUUUCCAAAUCUACCCGAGCUCUUCUGCGCACCUAG
Leishmania major strain Friedlin is the source of this 3438-nucleotide messenger RNA. RefSeq lists its product as hypothetical. The record is from RefSeq and is a predicted model, not a curated record. NCBI's taxonomy places the organism in Eukaryota, Euglenozoa, Kinetoplastea, Trypanosomatida, Trypanosomatidae. The transcript has a single exon. Bases 1 to 3438 code for a protein of 1145 amino acids.